Anguilla rostrata (American eel) is the source of this 3059-nucleotide messenger RNA. Its product is annotated as techylectin-5B. Lineage: Eukaryota; Metazoa; Chordata; Actinopteri; Anguilliformes; Anguillidae. The transcript is spliced from 8 exons. The coding region runs from base 393 to 1691 and encodes 432 amino acids. The record is from RefSeq and is a predicted model, not a curated record.
AAGCUCAGUCGAGCCACGGUUACACUGCUUUACGCUGUCUGCUUACUACCGGCGAAGAGGAAUGGCCCUGCAUUUCCGACAUGUUCCACCUCUUCAGGAAUGGAUUUUUUGAGCAAGCCUCUUCAGAAACAUUUCGAGAAUGUUUUCUACAUUCGGUAAAAACUAUCCACCAUUCUAUCGAGAAAAGAAGAAAAUACGAGCAACGCUAUACUAGCAGCUGCUGGGAGCCACAGAUUUAGAAGAAUAAGAGACCCUUGAAUCAAGGCAAUUGCAUGAUUUGGCGGCUCUUAUAAAGCUAUUCUGGAGAUUGCGGACAAGAUCCGACCCCCUGUGAGGUCCUGGCUGGUUGACCGCACGGUGGCACAGGGGUGGGCGGAGCCAGGUGAGGCAGGAUGACAUUGCCACUUCUGCGCCCCGCCCUCCUGUUGCUGGCGAUUUGGAUUGCCUGCCUGGCGGCGGACGAGAAUGACACCGAUCACCACGGCAACACGCACCGCAUCGGCACCGGUGGGUCCGCCAACUGUGGCGAGUAUAGCAACCAGGCCACGGCCGAUGGGCAGUGCCACCUGGAGGCCACCCUGCCACAGCUGGGCGAGCAGCGCUGUCCGGACAUGUUCCGCUGCACAGACGAGGUGUCCUAUUGGCUGCACGAAAACGAGGAGAGGAAGCAGCAGAUCCUGGCGCUGAAGGAGACCAUUUCUGAGCUGCAGGAGGAGCUCAGGAACCACCGUCACCGUGUCAAAGUCCUGGAGCUGCAGAAUGAAGAGAAGAAUGGGCUGAACUCAUCUCUGGAGCAGCGCUUUCGGGAGCUGGAGAGACAGCACGCAGAGGCCAGCACGCUGCUGCACUUGCAUGCCUCUCUCAUCUACGACAUGCAGACGCGGAUACACAACCUGUCCAUGCUGGUGGAGAAGGUGCGCAAGAACCCUGGCUGCAUGAUCAACAUCAUCCGCAGCAGCCCCUUGAUGAGCACCCAAGAGGCCCUCCACCCAGAGGUCCAGCAUGUGAGAAACUGUCCCAUCGACUGUGCCUCCAUCUAUUACAAUGGGGUCCGCCGGUCAGGGCUCUACACCGUGGUGCCAUCGCUGGGAGCCAUGCCUGUAGAAGUCUUCUGCGACAUGGAGACUGAAAACGGUGGUUGGACCGUGAUCCAGCGACGGCAGGACGGCACGGUCAACUUCGACCGCAGCUGGAGAGAGUACAAGAACGGCUUUGGGGACCUGCACACCGAGUUCUGGCUGGGCAAUGACAACAUUCAUGAGCUGUCUAGGCAGGGGGACUACAGCCUGCGCAUCGACCUGGAGGACUGGACCGGCAAGCACAAGCACGCCCUCUACGAGAGCUUCAGCAUCGAGGAGGAGGCCAACCACUACCGUCUCCAUGUGAGCGGGUUCAGCGGCACUGUGGAGGACUCCUUCAGCUGGUACCACGACAAGCAGGACUUCAGCACCUCUGACAUGGGCAACAUCUGUGCCCAGAUCUCACAUGGCGGGUGGUGGUACAACCAGUGCUUCUUUGCCAACCUCAAUGGGGUGUACUACAAGGGUGGUCGUUACUCACCCAGAGGGCAGAGCCCACUGGGGCCAGAUGGCAUUGUGUGGUACACCUGGAAGGACUCGGACUAUUACUCCCUGAAGAAGGUCAGCAUGAUGAUUCGCCCACGCACUUUCCGCCCUCGCCUAUCUCCAUGACGACCUAUGGGCACAGAAUCUUGCCAUUUCACUCUUCAGGUAGAAGGGGGUCGAGGAUGUAAGAGCCGUGGGAGGGGCUUCAGUGUGGCAGGGAAAGGUUGUCAUUGAGCAGGACUGAACUGACACUCCCAAUGGUCAGUCAGCCAAUCAGCUCAUUUUGUGCUCAUUUUUACUCCAGAAAAGAAAGCAUACAUACACACCAGAACGUGUGGGCCAAAUGUACUAUAUACUGCAUUGUCAAGGUCUCUCUUUGGUCUCCCGCUCACCAUUCAAGUCACUCAACUUUCUGUUAUAUCAAUUUUAUCUGUGCAAUUUAAAAAGUGGUGGCAAGGAAAACUGUAUAUUUGUGGUAAUGAAAGUGCUAUGUGCAAUAUUUUCUUUUUUUACUGGUCUAAAUAGUGAUUGUGAAUGGCAGCAAGUGGGUUAAAAUCAAGAAGUACAUCAUAAAAUAUGCAUUAUGAUAUUGUAAAAUCAAAGCAAGGCCAAUCUUUUAAAACAAAAUUACAUGCUGUAACUGAUUUUACAUGUGCGUAAAGUAUCCACAGAAAUUACAGUUGUGAUAACAUCCAUUUGUCCUUUCAGACAAGUAUUACACAGAUACAAUUUUACAGGGAUGGAAGGCCACUAUGUUUUGUUAUUCUGAUAGUUUGAGGAUCAAGGGUGAGAUGGAGAGUGUAUUAACACACUUACCUUAGCUACCAGAAGUUAAGCUAUGUUCCCAGCUUUCCUUAUUCUACACAGAAUUGCUUUACAUUUGCACAACAGCGCGCACAACUUUUGACGUUUUGUGAUGAUACAUUUUUUAUCUUUUUCAACACAGGAUAAAUUUCAAUGUGCAGUGUUAAAUGAUUUUUCUACAUAGACAAAAGGCCAGUUUACUAAAACUUUGAGCAUGUAUAAUACAGUUUGUUACUUUGUUGAAGCUUUGCUAUAGAACCACACUUGCUGCUCUAAACUAUAUUUUUGACCUACUGUGAUUAAAAAAAAAAGAAUUAACACAAUCUUUUAAAAAAUAAAUUUUAAGAAAUUACACAUGGAGAAAAAAAAUUGAGAAAAAGGGUCAUUUGUGCCGAUGGUUUGCUUUAUAAUGCCAGUGUCCAAUCUAAAAUAGCAAUUUCUUAUUAUUUCUACUGUGUACUGACACAUCAGGUAUGAUUGAUCAGUCCAAACAAUGUAUAGUAAGCAAGAACCUGACCUCAGCCUAUAGUUGCUCAAACAAGCUGACUUUACUACCAACCUAGGCUUCUCAUUACAACAACAGAAAUCCAAUCCAAGAAAUCCAAUGGCUUUUUUAUGCAGAGCUCUUUGCUUACUUAACAAUCAAAUAAUAAUUGAAUAAUUGAGAAUAAAAUAUUGUGAGCCAUUCGA